AUGGCGCCCUGGACUAGCUUGGCGCUGUUGUCCGCACUAGCGGUUAGCACGCUUAGUUCGCCUCGGCCCGACGAAAGUGCUUACAAAAUUCCGCAUGUGGGCACUGGACGACGUUCCCAGUACUAUGUUCAACACGCUGAUGGAACCUUCAAGUACGGCUAUGACACCGGUGAGGGAGCCUUCGAGGGUGCUCGUUCAUCCAGGGUUGGUCAGGUAGAUGGAAACUUCGGCUACAGGGACCCUGAAGGCAACAAUAUUCACCUCCAGUAUGUAGCUGAUGAGGGUGGAUUCCAGCCCAAGGGUGCCCAUCUCCCUGUCCCGCAUCCUGACUUUGCUCUUGCCCACGCUGAGGCUCGUGCUCGCCCUUCAUUCACCGACCCCCUUGCUGAUCCAAACGCCGAUGCCUCAUAUGGCUUCCAGUUCGCUGGAGAAGGUCAGACACGUAGCGAACAAAGUGAUUCAGACGGUAAUGUGCGUGGCUCUUACACUUACACUGACGAAGAAGGUCGCACACGAACCUACACUUACACAGCCGAAUUGAUCCGUUCUGAGUCUGCUGACGCUAACCUCAAUGUUGAUGGAAAAUUUUCUUUCGUGGCUGACGACGGUGUCAGACGCAGUGUCACUUACGAAGCUGGAAGUGACACGGGAUUCCUGGCUCGAGGCGAUCACCUUCCACGAGCACCACAGUCACACUCCGGGUCUCAAACUUCAUCAUCUGCAUUUUCAUCAUCACAAACCCCUUACCGCAGUCCAUCAGCGUCCCUACCUUCUUCCGUCUCUAGCACCCCAACUUUCUCUCGCUCACCAUCUGCUCCACGUCUUCCCGGCUUCACAAGCUCACAAACUCAGUACAGCUCCCCGUCCUCACGUCCCUCAGCACGCCCAUACACAGGUCAGUUCGAACCUGCCAAUACUCGCAGCCAACAGUCACCUGACGGAAGUUAUUCAUUUGCUUACGAAACGUCCAGUCACUCACGAGCAGAAUCAGGUGACAGAGACAACAACGUGGUGGGAAACUUCGACUUUGUUGCUGAUGAUGGACAGCGACGAGCUAUUGAAUAUGAAGCUGGGUCCCGUACAGGAUUUAUUGCUAAGGGUGAUCACAUUCCUGUAGGACCCGCGGUUCCAGGAGCACCCUCCGGUCAACCAACAGGUAGAAUCGUCCCUGUUCAAGAGGUCCCCUUCGUCGACCCUCUCGCUGACUCCAACGCUGAUGCCUCCUAUAACUUCGCCUUUGACUCGGAGCAAUAUUCACGCUCAGAGAGCGCAGACGCCGACGGCAAUGUCCGUGGCACUUACACAGUGGUAGACGAUGACGGCACUCGACGCACUCACCGAUUCCGUGCAGGUGAGGGCAUCGGCUUUGAAACUGAGGAAGUGUCAACUUCACGUGGUCCUCCUCCAUCUCGCUCUCCAUCAUCUGCCACCUUCCGCAGCCCAGCGGCCCCCGGCACAGCGGUGUCAUCUUCUACUUCCUUCACUGCACAACCUCAAGGCAGUUUCCCGUCUCCCUCCACUAGAACUGCCUCAACAAGGUCCUCAUCAUCUUCCUUCUCGCCAUCGGCAACAGGCACCAGGCCGGACGCCUCUAACUUCCAGCUUCGCCAGUACGAUGCGUCAGAGAACCGUGGUAAAUAUGGUUAUGUACUGACAUUUGACAAUUAACUAAAACAAUACAAAAGGCUUACCGCUGCUUCUUCUGAUUUAAGAAGAAAUUUGUGAAAACAUCUCACACUUAAAACAAGUUAAUUACAAACUGUUAUCUGCCAAUGCCUAUAAAGUUAUAUCUGUACAUAUAUAUAUUUACGAAUGAACAAGUUGCAUUACAAAAAAUACAAAAAAAUAUGGACUACGAGGUAUAAUGUCAUACUUCAUGUAACUUUUGUUGUCCCUUUAAUCGCGCAGUAAAAAUCUAUAAAAAUAAAUGUUUAUAUGUGCAUUACUAUCCCCCAAAAAUUAUGAAUUAUCAGAGGCAGUAAACAUGCCUGUUUGAGGUCCUGUCAGGGUAGACCAGCUUAGGACCAUGGCAGUAAGUGUGGAUAUGAGUCUCCCCUUUUAUCUUCUAAAUGCCACAUUAUGUCUAAGAAUUAAAAUAUAAUAAAGAGGUAAACACCU
This is a messenger RNA of Homarus americanus (American lobster), 2118 nucleotides long. RefSeq lists its product as uncharacterized. Gene Ontology annotation, cellular component: chitin-based extracellular matrix. The record is from RefSeq and is a predicted model, not a curated record. Bases 1 to 1668 code for a protein of 555 amino acids. Lineage: Eukaryota; Metazoa; Arthropoda; Malacostraca; Decapoda; Nephropidae. Gene Ontology annotation, molecular function: structural constituent of chitin-based larval cuticle. The transcript has 3 exons.